AUGGGUGUAAAUCGUUCAAAGAGAAAACAAAAAGAUCCUCUUCCUAUUGAGGAAUUCCACUCUAAAAAGUUAAAGUCUGAAAAAAAGGAAUUGGAACAAAAUGGCAUUAAAGAGACCAAACAAACUAAAGAGACUAAAGCAAAAAUUACAAAAGACGAAAAGCCUAAGAAGUCUGAUAAAAAAGAUAAUAAAUCGAAAAAAUCUAAAAAGUCUAAAAAAUCCAAGAAAAUAGAGGAAUCAGAAGAUGUAUUCCCAGAUGACUUACCUGAAGUAGAUUUGGAUGAAUUGGCUAGUGCCAGAAAAACCCUUUUUGAUGACGAUGACGAUGAAGACAACUUAGAAGGAGAAGAACUUAAUGAUGAAUUUGAUUUGGAAGGAAAUGGAUCUGUAGGUUCUGAUUUCGAUUCCGAGCAAGAGCAAGAUCAAGAUCAACCAAUAUUUAGUGAUGAUGAUGAGUAUGAUUCAGAUGAUAUUGAGAAAUUAAAUGUUAAAAAUAUUGAACUUUUUUCAAAUAAAUUAGAUCAGGAAAAAGCAGAAGAGGAUGCUGACGCUGAAGAAGAAUUGUUAGAAGGCAAUACUGUUCAGUCUAGAGCCAAAAUUUUGCCAACAGAACAAGAAGAAGAAGCAUUGAGCAAAGGACCAAAAGAUGUCACAAUUUCAAGAACGAGAUUAAUAGAAAUUACAAAAGUGCUUGAAGACUUCAAAAACUUGGCUGAAGAAGGUAGAAGUAGAACCGAUUAUAUUAAUAGGUUUGUUAAAGACGUGUGUGAUUAUUUCAAUUAUACUCCAUUUUUGGCAGAAAAAUUGUUCAACUUAUUUUCUCCCACUGAAGCACUAGAAUUUUUUGAAGCCAAUGAAAUUGCUAGGCCUGUAACUAUAAGAACAAAUACUUUGAAAUCCAGAAGAAGAAAUUUAGCUCAAGCUUUGGUGAACAAAGGUGUUAAUCUUCAGCCUAUUGGAAACUGGACUAAAGUUGGUUUACAAAUUUUUGAUUCUCAGGUUCCUAUCGGUGCUACGCCUGAAUAUCUUGCUGGCCAUUAUAUUUUGCAAGCUGCCUCAUCUUUCUUGCCAGUGAUGGCAUUGGAUCCUCAAGAAAAUGAGCGUAUUCUUGAUAUGGCUGCUGCUCCUGGUGGUAAAACCACUUACAUUUCUUCGAUGAUGAAAAAUACCGGUGUGGUAUUUGCUAACGAUUCAAAUAAAGCCAGAACCAAAUCUUUGAUUGCUAAUAUACAUAGACUUGGGUGUCGCAAUACAAUUGUGUGCAACCAUGAUGCCAGAGAGUUUCCAAAGGUUAUUGGGGGAUUCGACAGAGUUUUACUUGAUGCUCCUUGUUCGGGAACUGGUGUUAUCUCUAAAGACAAUUCGGUUAAAACCUCAAGAACAGAGAAGGAUUUCAUCGAUGUUCCUUACUUACAAAAACAAUUGCUUUUAUCUGCUAUUGAUUCUGUGAAUGCCAAUUCAGAAACUGGCGGUUAUAUUGUUUACUCUACUUGUUCUGUUACAGUCGAUGAGAAUGAAGCAGUUGUAAACUACGCUUUGAGAAAAAGACCCAAUGUUAAGUUGGUGGAAACUGGUUUGAUUAUAGGUAAAGAAGGAUUUACUGGCUAUAGAGGGAAGCACUUUAACUCCUCUCUCAAAUUAACACGAAGAUAUUAUCCACAUACUUAUAAUGUUGAUGGUUUUUACGUUGCUAAAUUCAAGAAAACAGCUCCAAGUCCUCAUGACACUAGUAAAGCUGGUGCCAAAGAGAAAGAAGCAAUGAUACGAGCUGAUGAGGAAUUAGAAGAAAGUAUCAUCAAAGAUGAUUUUUCAAAAUUCGAAGAAGAAGAAGAUAGAAAGUAUAUUGAGAAAGCAGUGAAGAUUAGUUUAAGGAAAAAGGGUAUAAAUCCCAAAAAGGUUUUGAAUGGUAAAAGCUCCGAUAAAUAA
This is a messenger RNA of Ascoidea rubescens DSM 1968, 1926 nucleotides long. It is a transcript of the gene NOP2, whose product is annotated as rRNA (cytosine-C5-)-methyltransferase NOP2. The coding region runs from base 1 to 1926 and encodes 641 amino acids. Gene Ontology annotation, cellular component: nucleolus. NCBI's taxonomy places the organism in Eukaryota, Fungi, Ascomycota, Saccharomycetes, Ascoideales, Ascoideaceae. Gene Ontology annotation, biological process: maturation of LSU-rRNA; rRNA base methylation. The transcript is spliced from 2 exons. Gene Ontology annotation, molecular function: RNA binding; rRNA (cytosine-C5-)-methyltransferase activity. The record is from RefSeq and is a predicted model, not a curated record.